CCUUUUUCUUCUCCCCCUGCCCCGCCUGCCCCUUUUACUCCUUCCCCGGAGGGCUUUCUCUCUUCAAGUGUGGGAGCGGCGGCAGCGGCGACCGCGGAUGCAUCCAGUGUUUGCGUCCAGAUUCUAUUGAUCUGAUCCAAGGUAUCUUGUGACUGCUGGCUGGAAUCAAGAUUCUUCAGCUUGUCUCUAACCGAGGAAACAUUGAUUGGGACCUACUCAUUCAGAAAAUUAAAAGAAAGAAACCAGAACAUAUUAUCAACCCUUUGAAAACACAGCUUAACAAACUUUACCAUUUUACCACUUUCUUGAAAAGGAGAGGUCACAGGGCAUUAAAGAAUGGCAGAUGAUCGGAAAGACGAAGCAAAGACACCUCACUGGACCUCAGCUCAACUAACAGAGGCAUCUGCACACCCACAUCCGCCUGAGAUUAAGGAUCAAGAUGGGGCAGGGGAAGGACUUGUCCGAAGCGCUAAUGGAUUCCCAUACAGAGAGGAUGAAGAGGGCGCCUUUGGAGAGCGUGAGCCACAGGGCACCUAUUCAGAUACCAAAGAGAAUGGGAUUAACGGAGAACUGAGUUCAGCCGACAGAGAAACAGCAGAGGAGGUAUCUGCAAGGAUAGUUCAAGUAGUCACUGCUGAGGCUGUAGCCGUCCUGAAAGGUGAACAAGAAAAGGAAGCUCAACAUAAAGACCAGCCUGCAGCUCUGCCUUUAGCAGCUGAAGAGACAGCUAAUCUGCCUCCUUCUCCACCCCCAUCACCUGCCUCAGAACAGACUGUCACAGUAGAGGAAGAUUUAUUUACAGCCUUGAAGAUGGAGUUCCAUGAUCAACAGGAAUUGAGUCCUUCUACAACCGAGCCAUUAGACCAGAAAGCAAAGGAGUCAGAAAAGCAAAGUAAGCCUGGUGAAGACCUUGAAAAUGCUGCCUUAGUUUCUCAGCCUGAGACGACUAAAACAUCCCCUGAUGAAAAGGACAUACAAGGCAAAGAAGAAGAAAAAGUACCUCCCAGUCUAUUUGGGCACACUCUUGAUGCUAGUCCAGAAGACUUAAAACAGAAGACAGAACCAAGCCUAGUAGUACCUGGCAUUGGCAUCCCUGCAGAGCCUCCAGCUCAAAAAGAGCAGAAGGACUGGUUCAUUGAAAUGCCAAUGGAAGCCAAAAAGGAUGAGUGGGGUUUAGUUGCUCCAGUAUCUCCUGGUCCCCUAACACCAAUGAAGGAAAAAGAUGUGCUUGAAGAUAUCCCAAAAUGGGAAGGGAAACAAUUUGACUCUCCCAUGCCAAGUCCCUUUCAAGGUGGAAGCUUCACUCUUCCUUUAGAUGUCAUGAAGAAUCAAAUAGUUGCAACAACAUCACCCUUCCCUCCUGUCCUUUUACAGCCAGAUAACAAAAAAUCUCUGGAAGAAGCCAGUGGCCCAGAGACUGCCAAAGAUACUUCCAAAGUUGAAGAAACCCUUAUGGAUAAACCUGACAAAACAGCAGAAACACCAACCUCAGUGGCAAUUACCUCACCCAAGGACACUGACAUUCCUAUUAUGGAAGAAUGUAUCACAGAGAAAGUUUCAGGGGAAGAAAAGGGGGCUAUAAAGGAAGAAAGUAUGCAGAAAGAAGAGACUUCCACCCCCAGUGGACAGGAACCUGCGCUUACUGAAAAGGAAUCUCAGCUAAAGUUUGAAGAAAAAAUUACCAUCCCUGACAAAGAAGCUGUGCCAAAAGACAGCGAACCUCCAAAACUGACAGAUGAUGAAACAGGCAUAAUUCAGACCACCACAGACCAUACUGUCUCAAAAGAAGAACAGAAAGGUCGAGAGCCUACCACAGAUAUGUUAAAACAGGACUCAUUCCCUCUAAGUCUGGAGCAAGCAGUUACAGAUUCAGCCAUGACCUCUAAAACAUUGGAGAAAGUGUUGACUGAACCAUGUGCACUAAGUGAAAAGAGUUCAAUCCAGGAACUAUUUGAAGAGAAAGUUGCUGACAAAGAUAAGGUCGAAAGGGUCGGGGCUGCAACAUCAUCUGAGCUUGACCUGCCAUUUUAUGAAGAUAAGUCAGGGAUGUCCAAGUACUUUGAAACAUCUGCCUUGAAAGAAGAAGUGACAAAAAGCAUUCAGCCAGGCAGUGAUUACUAUGAACUGAGUGACACAAGAGAAAGUGCCCAUGAGUCUUUUGAUACUAUAUCUCCCAUGUAUAAAAAUGGUGAGGAGGAAAUUCAGGCAGAAAAAGAACACCAACCCCAUGCUGCAGCACAAGAAACAGGGUACAGCACUCUUGCACAGAGUUAUCCAUCUGAUUUACCUGAAGAACCCAGUUCUCCUCAAGAAAGAAUGUUCACUAUUGAUCCAAAAGUGUAUGGGGAGAAAAGGGAUCUCCACAGUAAGAAUAAGGAUGAUUUGACACUAAGCAGAAGUUUAGGACUUGGUGGUAGGUCUGCAAUAGAACAAAGAAGCAUGUCAAUCAAUUUGCCCAUGUCUUGCCUCGAUUCCAUAGCCCUUGGAUUUAACUUUGGUCGGGGACAUGAUCUUUCUCCUCUGGCUUCUGAUAUUCUAACCAAUACUAGUGGAAGUAUGGAUGAAGAAGAUGAUUACCUUCCUGCCACAACACCUGCACUGGAGAAAGCCCCUUGCUUCCCAACAGAAAGCAAAGAGGAAGAAGAAAAGAUACAGGAAGAAAAAGCUACAGGAGAGGAAAAUAUUCAAGCUGACACAUCAUGUGAGUCGCCUUUCCUAGCCAAAGAUUAUUAUAAAAAUGGGACUGUCAUGGCCCCUGACUUGCCAGAAAUGCUAGAUCUGGCCGGCACGAGGUCAAGAUUAGCUUCCGUUAGUGCAGAUGCUGAGGUUGCAAGGAGGAAAUCAGUCCCAUCAGAGACUGUGAUUGAGGAGAGUACUGGUUUGCCCCCAGUGACUGAUGAAAACCAUGUCAUUGUAAAAACGGACAGUCAGCUGGAGGAUCUGGGCUACUGCGUGUUCAAUAAAUACACAGUCCCACUCCCAUCACCUGUUCAAGACAGUGAGAAUUUAUCAGGGGAGAGUGGUUCCUUUUAUGAAGGCACUGAUGAUAAAGUUCGAAGAGAUUUAGCCACAGACCUUUCUUUGAUUGAAGUCAAACUGGCAGCUGCUGGAAGAGUCAAAGAUGAGUUCAGCGCUGAGAAAGAAACAUCCCCGCUUAUGUCAGGACUGGGUAGGGAGCUUGAUCAGGAAAAGAAAACAAAUGAUAAGCUGGAUACUGUACUAGAAAAAAGUGAAGAACAUGUUGAUUCAAAAGAACAUGCCAAGACAACAGAAGAGGCUACUGAUAAAGUUGAAACAUUUGAAUUAGGAGUCACCGAUGAACAACCUUUGGCCAAAGAACUGGCAGUAUCAAAAGAUACAUUACCUCCCAUGGCUGAGAAAACAGAGGAAAGUCUGAGCUCAGUACUAGAGGUAGCUGAGGUAGAACCAUCCAAAAAAGCUGAACCAAAACUGGAUUUUGCUGCAGAGAAAGCUGACCAGGGUCAAUUAGAUGUUGAAAUCAGUGACUUUGGACAGACCACCGCGGAGCUAACCGUGGGUGCUGGAAUGGGAAUAGAGCUUAAACUCGAGGAAACCCAAAAGGACCUGGCUCCCUCGUCCAAAAUGCCUCAGGAGGCAGAUGCAUUUAUGGAUGUUGAGUCUGGCCACAUGAAAGAAGGCACCAAAGUGAGUGAGACAGAAGUCAAAGAGAAGGUGGCCAAGCCUGACUUGGUACACCAGGAGGCUGUAGACAAAGAGGAGUCCUAUGAGUCUAGUGGUGAACAUGAAAGCCUCACCAUGGAGUCUUUGAAACCUGAUGAGGGCAAGAAGGAAACAUCCCCAGAGUCAUCUCUAAUUCAAGACGAGAUUGCCAUCAAACUCUCAGUGGAAAUACCCUGUGCAUCUGCUGUUUCAGAGACUGAUUUAGCCACAGAUGAAAGAGCCGAUAUCCAGAUGGAAUUUAUUCAGCUGCCAAAAGAAGAAAGCAAAGAGACCCCAGAUAUAUCUAUCACGCCCUCGGAUGUUACAGAGCCGUUGCUUGAAAGGGUUGUGUCUGAACCAGCAGAGGCUCAGAGUGAGGAAGAAGAGAUAGAAGCCCAGGGAGAAUACGAUAAGCUGCUCUUUCGCUCAGAUACCCUUCAGAUUACCGACCUGGGUGUCCCAGGUGUCAGGGAAGAAUUCGUGGAGACCUGCCCCGGUGAACACAAAGGAGUAAUUGAGUCAGUUGUAACCAUUGAGGAUGAUUUCAUCACUGUAGUGCAAACCACAACCGAUGAAGGGGAGUCUGGUUCUCACAGUGUACGUUUUGCAGCCCUAGAACAGCCUGAGGUGGAAAGGAGACCCUCUCCUCAUGAUGAAGAAGAAGUCGAAGUAGAAGAGGCAGCUGAAGCCCAGGCAGAACCCAAGGAUGGCUCCCCAGAGGCUCCGGCUUCCCCUGAGAGAGAAGAGGUUGCACUCUCAGAAUAUAAGACAGAAACCUAUGACGAUUACAAAGAUGAGACCACCAUUGAUGACUCCAUCAUGGAUGCUGACAGCCUCUGGGUGGACACUCAAGAUGAUGAUAGGAGCAUCAUGACAGAACAGUUAGAAACUAUUCCUAAAGAGGAGAAAGCUGAAAAGGAAGCUCGGAGAUCAUCUCUUGAGAAACAUAGAAAAGAAAAGCCCUUUAAAACCGGGAGAGGCAGAAUUUCCACUCCUGAAAGAAAAAUAGCUAAAAAGGAACCUAGCACAGUCUCCAGAGAUGAAGUGAGAAGGAAAAAAGCAGUUUAUAAGAAAGCUGAACUUGGUAAAAAAACAGAAGUUCAGGCCCACUCUCCCUCCAGGAAAUUCAUUUUAAAACCUGCUAUCAAAUAUACUAGACCAACUCAUCUCUCCUGUGUUAAGCGGAAAACGACAGCAGCGGGUGGUGAAUCAACUCAGGCUCCCGGUGUAUUUAAACAGGCAAAGGACAAAGUCUCCGAUGGAGCUACCAGGAGCCCAGAAAAGCGUUCUUCUUUGCCAAGACCUUCCUCCAUUCUCCCUCCUCGCCGAGGUGUAUCAGGAGACAGAGAUGAGAAUUCUUUCUCUCUCAACAGUUCCAUCUCCUCUUCAGCACGACGGACCACCAGGUCAGAGCCAAUUCGCAGAGCAGGAAAAAGUGGCACCUCAACACCCACUACCCCUGGAUCAACCGCCAUCACUCCUGGCACACCACCAAGUUAUUCUUCACGCACACCAGGCACUCCUGGAACCCCUAGCUACCCCAGGACCCCACACACACCAGGAACCCCCAAAUCUGCCAUCUUGGUGCCCAGUGAGAAGAAGGUCGCCAUCAUACGUACUCCUCCAAAAUCUCCCGCUACUCCCAAGCAGCUUCGGCUUAUUAACCAGCCACUGCCAGACCUGAAAAAUGUCAAGUCCAAAAUCGGAUCAACCGACAACAUCAAAUACCAGCCUAAAGGCGGGCAGGUACAAAUUGUUACCAAGAAGAUAGAUCUCAGCCACGUGACAUCCAAAUGCGGCUCUCUGAAGAACAUCCGCCACAGGCCAGGUGGUGGGCGUGUGAAAAUUGAGAGUGUAAAACUGGAUUUCAAAGAAAAGGCCCAAGCUAAAGUCGGUUCACUCGACAAUGCUCACCAUGUCCCUGGAGGCGGUAAUGUCAAGAUUGACAGCCAGAAGUUGAACUUCAGAGAGCAUGCGAAGGCCCGUGUGGACCACGGGGCUGAGAUCAUUACGCAGUCGCCAGGCAGAUCCAGCGUGGCAUCACCCCGACGACUCAGCAACGUCUCGUCUUCUGGAAGCAUCAACCUGCUCGAAUCCCCUCAGCUCGCCACUUUGGCCGAGGAUGUCACUGCUGCACUCGCUAAGCAGGGCUUGUGAAUAUUCCUUUUAGCACUGAAGUCACAAUAUUUAGGCAUGAGCUCUUAGCAGGAGUGGGCUCUGAGCAGGUGUUACAUUCAUUCUUUACAAACCAUAAAAUAAAUAAUCUCAUCCCCAAACUUAAAUAAUUGUUACAAUUUUAUAAAAAAAAAAAUGAAUAGAAUAUGCAGAAAUUGACCUGAUUUCCAUUUGCAACAGGAAGACACUGGCUUUACAUGGGUACAAUUGGAAAAUUAUUUUUGCUCUGCUCUGUUUUGCAUGGAGUAUUAUGAUUUUAAAAAUUGCAUUUUUACCUUUCAUGUGCCUGAAGGCUAUCCACUACGUUCCGAAGGGCCUUGUUAAAAUCCAUGCUGCUCAUUUCAUUAUUCUGUUUAUGGGUGAAAAAAUAAAAGCCGCCCAAUGUAACUUAUUACAGGUUAAAUUAAAUCAAGAAGUUUAAUUGCAGGAAGGGACGAGCAUGUAAGAAAUAACCAGUUUUUUUAAAAGUGUUAUUUUGUAUAAAUGGGAAGAAAGAUUCAAUUAAGUUAUUAACAUUUGGGACCUGGAUAAUUAUAUCAGAGUAUAAGUGAAUCCAAUAAAUUAUUUAACUAAUUAAAAAAUAGUUACAAAGCAUUUGAGCUGUGGUUGAGAAAGUGGCAUAAAAGUGCAUCUCUUAGGAUUGAAGCACUUUCGAUAUGAUGGACUCAUGUCUGAUUAGAAUGUCAGGUGAUCGGCUAGAUUUGUGUCCACACUACCAGUUUCACACCCCCUUCCAUCUGUUUGAUACAGUAUUAUAGAUAUAAAUAUAUAUAUAUUUCUCUGUGGCCAUUUGUGAUACUUCCUCAUAUACUUGAAUAUUAUACUUCUUUAUUCACAGUAUCUGUGUCUCCUGCACCCUUUGGUGUUGCAAUUUUAGGUAUGUGAAAGUAGAUGUUAGCAGGAUUCUUUCCCUACUUAAAAAAAAAAAUUAAAAAAGAUAAAAAUUUUAGCAUGAAGUUGCUUUCUGUAACAACUCAAAGCUGUAACCCUGUUUUAG
This is a messenger RNA of Trichechus manatus latirostris (Florida manatee), 6853 nucleotides long. RefSeq names its product microtubule associated protein 2 (gene MAP2). Lineage: Eukaryota; Metazoa; Chordata; Mammalia; Sirenia; Trichechidae. The transcript has 16 exons. The record is from RefSeq and is a predicted model, not a curated record. The coding region runs from base 337 to 5838 and encodes 1833 amino acids. Gene Ontology annotation, biological process: neuron projection development; microtubule cytoskeleton organization. Gene Ontology annotation, molecular function: microtubule binding. Gene Ontology annotation, cellular component: neuron projection.